Molecule: messenger RNA, 3573 nt
Organism: Diplodia corticola
Lineage: Eukaryota; Fungi; Ascomycota; Dothideomycetes; Botryosphaeriales; Botryosphaeriaceae
Product: proteophosphoglycan 5
Exons: 2
Coding region: 1-3573 (1190 amino acids)
Source: RefSeq, a predicted model, not a curated record
AUGGCAGUGCGACACCAGAGAUUGGGCGGUCGAGAUGUGACCGAGGCCCAGUUCGCUGCCGUCUGGGAGCUGCUCGAGGGCAAGACUGCGACUGCUGCCGCCGCUGCCAGCGGUGGUGCGGGCGGUGCGGGUCGAGUCGUCUGCAUUUCGUCACUGCCGUUCGAUAUGCGAGCCCCCGGCGCCGUCGACCCUUCCCUCCAUCUCCCCGCGAUCCAGACGCCAGCCCGUCUCCGGCCUGGCUUCUCGCAGCCUCGCUCUACCGACCAGCUUCAUUCGUUGUUUACGCUCUUUUCCUAUUACCAACGAGCCGCUCCUUUGCUUGCCCAUCAGAAUUACUUCUCACACCUUACCGUGUUGGAAGCCGCCGCGGACGUCAUGCCGGGCCCGCUGAGAGAGCGCGAUCCCGACGCGCACGCGUCGAGACGCUCUUCUAUCCAGUUCCUCGACAAUCUCCGACCCAAGUCGUAUCUCUCUCACCACCGUCUCCCCGAGCACGACCUUGCAUCUGCCGAUGAGUCCGAGCAGAGCAUCGAUCCGCACUUCAUGAUCAGCACCACUGCUUCUGCUUCCCGCAGCUCCACCUCGGCCGCACAAGCAUCCGCCACCCCCAGACCCCGUCGUACUCCGACUCCUCACUCACUCUUGACUCUGGCCGCCUUUGGCUCAAAGAAACCUGGCGGCGAGCACGCAGACGACGUCGCUCGCCCAGUCGGAGACGCGAACGGCAUUCUCGCCACUUCUCCGGAGCGUCAUAUUGAGCCAGCACCAUCGCCGUCUGCUCAAGUUGCGCCCUCCAGCUCCGCACUUGAUAAGCCGCUGCCGAUCCGACCCGUCGCUCAUGUCGUGAGCACCAGCCCCUACAAGGAGGCGCGCACACUCAUCGACGCAUCGGAAAAGCCUCUUCGCCGUCCGUCAGGCGCCUCCGUCGAGGACGACUGGCCGACUCUUUCCCCCGCUCAACCCGCGGUACCAGGCACUCCCCGAACAUCCUCUCACUCUGAUCCUGUGCCUUCAUCGCCAAAGCAACAUUCCGCAUCGAGUCGCAUGCCCAUGGACGCUACACUCAGCCGGACUCCCGCUUCACCCGGCAAGCAGCGGCCUACAAUCAAGAUGGUGGCUCAAUCGAGUACCGAGAAUAUCCUGCCGAGUAGUGGCCAUACAGACAAGAUCUCAACUCCCCCGUCGAGAACAUCUAGUCAAGACACGAAGCUUCCCGUCAACCAGCCCACCCCACCGCCCAAGAGCUCUAACCUAACGAGCAACUCGGCUGGUCACACCGCCGGGUCCUCUAUUCCUCAGCCGAGGCCCAAGUUGGUCGACAUUCCUUCCCCAAAAUCUAGGCCUGGACGUAGACCUCCGGUCACCAACAAAGGCGCCAUUCCUCGUCCGCGUGGCAACCCUCGCCCCGGUGGCCCUACACAAGCCCACAACACGCGCCAGGUGUCCCGUCAGCCGGAAUCAGACCACCCUCGUGGAUAUCCUCGCAUGGAAGCGCCCAAGUCAGCCUCUCCUGAGCCGCGAUCCGCUGGUAGGGCCAUGGCCCCCCCUCGCUCUCCCGUCGACCACCAGGAGAAUACGCAACGCAAGAAAAGCGCGAUACCCGUUCCUUCUCGCACCACAUCUCCGCAAUCGAUACCCUCUGGUCCUGCAGUCUUCACUCUCAGGGCCAAAGUAUCUACGCCUUCCUCUCUGGGUGGCAAGUCGCUGUCUACAAUUGAAAGCGUCGACACUGGAAGAUUUGAUCAAGACAUCGAUACCAACACAGUCAUGAGACGCGGCCCGCAGCGUCGACCUACUCUCAGCGGGAAUGUCAGAGAAUAUAAGCAUCUUAGUGCCGACACUGAUGCCGAUCCCACGAUGUUGUCUGCACAGACUGAAACCACAGUUUCACGACCUUCGAGUCGGACAGAGAGCUUGACUUGGGUAGAGACUGAGAGCAACGAGGGCAUUCGUACGAAGCGCCUUUCCUCUGGCGGAUCUAGUGGAUUGAUGUCCAACUAUGGACCCACGCUGACCAUUUCCCCAGACGCCGACGAGCUGGUCAUGGGACGCAAAACGACGCCCUCGCCUCCCGUCCCUCCAGUCAGUUCUGCGUCUGCUAGAUCAUCGGGCCAGAGAUCUCGCGACUUGCACCGAAGGGCCGUCACCAACGAGCACCGUAAGGCCUCUGGUCAAAGCGAUGCGAGCAGCAGUAUGCGUGCUAAAUCGAGAAAUGCAGCUCCUUCGAAGACACUGCGUCAUCAGAGCAGCUCGGACUCGAUCCAGGCUGAAAACUUCACAGUCGGAUCUGCAGCCGAGCAGAAGCAUUACAGUUCUGAUUCUUUUCCCCGGCUUGAUGAUGGAUCGGUUCGCAAACCCAGUGCAAGCCAAGCCGAGGAGAACUUCCCUGACGACCACGAGAGACUUGCUGCAGUCUCUCAAACACUUGCUAUGCUUGAGGGUGGCCACAGGAAGGGCGCCGAGAACCCUCAACUCAAGCAAGACGCUGCGCUCGCUCGGGCUUAUGUGGACAAAGAUCACAAGUCUCCAAACAGUGCCCAUUAUAGCGAUGUCUUUAGAAAUAGCCAGGCUCAUGGCAGCAGCGGUGGCUUAGUCCGUUCCGACUCGGGCCAUAGCGGCGUCAGCAGCAAGCGCGUCACCAACCUCUCGCGGGGCGCUGCGAACAUGAAGCGCUCGACAUCGGCUAUCUCUAUAGCUUCAUCACGCCCGCCGGUUCCAGCCAAAGACUACAGGCCUGCUUCAAAAGCCCCGUCCAAAACCCCCUCGAUUCGAAAGUGCGACUCAUCCGGACGUGUUGAUUCAAGUGGCUUAAGAAGCCCCUACGGCCUUUCAAAUGGUUACAGUGCAACUCCGUCGAACAUUCCUCAGCCUUCGAAUGGCUAUAGCUCCUCUGCACGCCUAGGCUCGGCGCAGACCAUGACGGAUGCGUCGCAGUCCGUAGCUGGAGAGAAGCGGUCCGUGUCCAGGGCCAAGCUUACCAUGUCUGGCUUCCGUGGUCUCUUCCACAAGAAGGGUGAUGGCAGAAGCGCAGGCAAGCCAAGUGACAAGAAGAAGCGGUUGAACACAACGGUCGGUUCAAGUGGAAGCCCAACGUCGGAGCUGGGAAAGAGAUCUGGAUAUAGGGUGGCCAAAACGCCCUCGUGCCGACGCAGCCCUGGUCGCUCCGGAACACUGACGAAAGCUUACCACAAGCAUCCUGCUGAGUGCAUAGCCGCGUUGCCGCCGCCAGAGAUGGCACAUGAAUCUGAACUCACUCAGACCACGGCGCUGGCAAUGCGCGUGACUAGGAUGGCCCGAGAGCAAGAUGACGACUCCAAGAAGCACCAGCUGCUCUCUGUGGCAACCGCCAUGCUUGGUGCCAUUGACAGCGCAAAGCAUGCAAAGAUUGCGGCUGAGCAGGCUGCACAAGCCGCUCGCGAGGCGAGUAUGCACCAAGAAAUGACUCGGCAGAGCCUUAUCGCCAUCAACAAGAUCCUCACCAAUUCGCAUGGAUCUGGACUCAUGGGCACUCUUGCCUGUUCUCGCACAAGUCUACGUCAGAAGAGCUCACGCCCAUCUACUAUGGUGCAGUGA